Molecule: messenger RNA, 1188 nt
Organism: Penicillium maclennaniae
Lineage: Eukaryota; Fungi; Ascomycota; Eurotiomycetes; Eurotiales; Aspergillaceae
Exons: 1
Coding region: 1-1188 (395 amino acids)
Source: RefSeq, a predicted model, not a curated record
AUGGUUCUAUCGUGGUUCUGCACUACUGCGAUAUGGAUGAUAGCCUGCAGCUUGUUUUCAGCUAUUCUCGCCACGCAAUCUGCCGCAAAAGCCGACGAGGAACUCCCACUUGACCAUCUACGACAAAAUAUUCGAAGACCGCGUCUGAUUCGGCUCUGGGCUCUUGUAGCUGUCAUGACGACUGUCGGACUUCGCCUGAUGCGGUCACAAGUGCCGUACAACCAUAUGUCCGGGGCUCUUCCAUUUACCUUCUUUGAAGCACUGCGGUCGAAGUCGAAACCGGAUCAGCUUGGUGAUCACGACUUCCCCUUGUUGGACUUAGUUGGGGAGGAGUACUGGGAAGCUCCUCGUGGCCAUUACAAAGGCCGGGCUCCUGGAGGACAUGACAAGAUCGAUACAACUGGCCGUCCUGAAUGGGCUUCUAAACUCUUACCACAUGGCUUUCAGCGUUGGGAGAAUGGGCCGGAGUCAGUGCAUGAACCCGAGGAAGGGCAACAGAAGCCACCGCAAAAUUACUACAAGCCAGCAAAUGAUCCUCUAAGAAUCACGAACCUUGAUCAAAAUGUCGUUGAGCCAAUUGCUCAGGCUAUCAAGAGCCGCAAUGUGCCGAUCAAUCAUGUUUUUCUGGUGAUGAUGGAAAGCGCCCGGAAAGACAUCUUUCCUUUCAAAGCGGACUCCCACCUUCAUCAUGAGAUUCUGUCAUCAUACCACAAUCCCGACCCAGCAAUUAACCAGCAUGUGGAUUCGAAGCUCUCUUAUCUGACACCGAUUGCGGAGCAAUUGACAGGUGAAUCGAGCGGCUUCCGAAAUAGCGGCAAUGGGUCCGACGGCCUGUGGAAAGAUACAGCCGAGUUUGGAAUGGGUGCUAUCAAUGUCAACGGUAUUCUCACUGGUAGCAGUCUCUCCUUCAAGAGCGCAGGCAUGAAUCAUUGUGGCGUUGGGCCUAUCCCAGUGGAUUUUAUGGGUGAAGUCAAAGCCCAGAUCUACCAGCCAUGCAUCAUGCAAGUAUUGGAUCUGUUUAACAAGCUAAAAGAAGACUUGACCGACGACACCAGGCCCAGUAUCCGGUUGAAUGAUGCCCAAAAUCGCAACUGGACAUCUGUCUUCCUGCAAUCUAUCACUGGUCUCUACGACGACCAAGAUUUACUCAACAAUCAGAUGGGUUUCAAGAAGGCUAUAUAUAGUUAA